AUGCACGUGUUUGAUGUGGAGCGAUAUCCCCUCCUAGCAAAAGCGCUGUAUGCUCCUAAACCAUACACAGUUGCCGAUGCCAUCACCUUUGAGGCUUCGAUGGGCCUCGAUGGCGUCGUCAUAGUCCAACCUUCAGGCUACGGCAACGACAACUCAUGCCUCCUCGAUGCCCUCCACCAACUUGGGCCACGAAGUGCCCGGGGCGUUGUGAGCUUUGACCCUGCGACAACAUCUCCAGAAACUCUUCGGGAAUGGCAUGGCCUUGGAAUUCGUGGCGUACGCGUGAACCUACGGUCCGUCGAAUGGAGUCCUACAGAGGCUGAGCUCACCUCUGUACUUCGCGCAUACGCAGAUCUCAUACGGCCUCUCGACUGGGUCCUCCAGAUUUAUGUACCGUUACCAACGGUGAAGACCCUAGAGAACAUCAUACCAGAACUCGGAGUCCGAUUCUGUAUUGAUCACAUAGGUCAUCCACCGUUGAAUGAAUCCGGGCUCCAAUAUGCUCGGACUCGAAAUCCAUAUGACCUUGACGGCUUCGGAUCAUUAGUUCGCCUUCUAAAGGGGAAACAGACCCAAGCCACCGACUACGAGGAUGUGGCGCCUAUUGCCAAGGAGGUGCUGAGGGUUGCAGGCAAGAGCCAUGUGGUAUUUGCAACUGAUUGGCCACAUUCUCGAUAUGAAGGCCUUGAUAUCUCACCUUGGGUACAAAAGGUGCUUGAAUGGUGUGAUGAAGACAAAUCCCUCGUGGAGAGAGUCUUUCGCGACAAUGCAAGGGAUUUGUGGGAUAUCAGAAAUUGA
Molecule: messenger RNA, 798 nt
Organism: Clonostachys solani
Lineage: Eukaryota; Fungi; Ascomycota; Sordariomycetes; Hypocreales; Bionectriaceae
Source: the annotation of a GenBank genome assembly